This is a messenger RNA of Haliotis rubra (blacklip abalone), 5797 nucleotides long. RefSeq names its product gonadotropin-releasing hormone receptor-like. The record is from RefSeq and is a predicted model, not a curated record. Lineage: Eukaryota; Metazoa; Mollusca; Gastropoda; Lepetellida; Haliotidae. The coding region runs from base 366 to 1886 and encodes 506 amino acids. The transcript has 6 exons. Gene Ontology annotation, molecular function: corazonin receptor activity. Gene Ontology annotation, biological process: neuropeptide signaling pathway. Gene Ontology annotation, cellular component: membrane.
CUGACGCGAGCGCUGCUCCUCGAGCUCGGCCGCUACACAACUUUCUUGCAACUUGUAUGAGUUGUAUCAACUUUCUGAUUUGAACCGUUCCUGAUAUUCUGAGGAUUACCUGUUUACGGCUACUGAUUUAACUGUGGUGCCGAUCAAUAUUAACUGGAAGAAAACAAAAUUGGGAUUAUUCGGAAGCUAUUUUCUCGAAGCGUUCUAGUAACGCGAGUGGAUUCGACUACAGCAGAAGGAUUAUAUAGUUUAAUCGGAUGUAUAAACCCGACGUUCUUUUCUGUGCAAAGUGGUUUCAGGGAAAGGUGAUCUUGGAUAACCAGAAGGUGUCCUGAGAUCAAGGGGCAGAUAACCCCAAUGUCAGGAUGAGCGAGGACCCCACUUCCGCAGACAACGAUGAGGCGAUGGACGGCGUAAACGCUUCAUAUUUAUAUCUGCUCCAGCACGAAGUCAACAUGGCCGCCAUGACGACCCGAGUACUACGUGACAACGGAAGUGCAGAUCCCGGAAGUGACAACAUUACCCAACUCAUCAUGACAACGAUGGGAACACCGCCAACAUUUGACGAUGUCAGCAUGACAAAGACAAUUGUUUUUGGGGCCAUGUUUGUCAUGUCCCUCGUCGGAAAUGUGGCCACAUUGAUUCAGAUGUACCGAAUGAGACGACGAAAAUCAACAAUUAACACAUUAAUAGUGAACCUUGCGAUUGCGGAUUUAUUUGUGACGUUCUUCUGUAUCGCUGGUGAGGCUGUUUGGGCAGCAACUGUACAAUGGUAUGCAGGUAAUGUGAUGUGCAAGUUUGUUAAAUACAUGCAGGUGUUUGGGCUCUAUCUCUCCACCUACAUAACUGUUGCCAUAGGCCUUGACAGGUGUGUGGCCAUCUUGGAUCCCAUGAGAAGGAACGGGGCGACCGUCAGAGUAAGGGUGAUGAUUCUCCUAGCAUGGAUGUUCAGUGCCUUAUUCAGCGUGCCUCAGGCCAUUAUAUUCAACGUGAAAAGAGGACCAUUUGUUGAAGACUUUUACCAGUGUGUAACUUUCGGAUCGUACGCUGGAGAGUGGCAAAGCCAGCUGUACACCGUCGCCUCCCUACUGCUUAUGUUUGUCAUUCCACUUGUUACCAUAGGAACGGCUUAUGGAUUAAUUUUCUGCACAAUAUCCAGAAAGUCAAAAGAAUUCACAGUUUUAGAUGGGAUAUCGUGCCUCCCCAAGAGGCCUCGUUGUGCAGAUCAGUGGCAGACAUACCAAGGCAUCAUGUGUAUGUCGGGCUGCACCGGCAGCAAAGAGUCUAUCACAUCAACGUUAUCGAACGGGUUUUCACGAGGACCCGUGAGGAGUAACCUACUGCGCAAGGCAAAGCGGAAGUCCCUCCGGAUGUCCAUAGUGAUAGUGUUAGCUUUUGUCGUCUGCUGGUCUCCUUAUUACGUUCUCUUCAUCUGUUCAACCUUCUUCUGGGAAGAAUUUAACCCAAGGACAAACCUGUGGUUAUUUUUCAUCGGGAUGACCAACUCGCUGCUCAAUCCUAUGAUCUACGGAGCCUUCCAGCUAUGCAAGGUGAACACAGCAAGUUCCUGGAGAAGAGGCGGGUCGCCAAACUCAAGCUUGAAAAUGAACGGGAAUUUGGGGAAAAGCUCUAUCAGAGACACACCUGUUAGCCUCAACAGCAACCCGACCUACAACACUCCUCAAGUGGGGUCUACCAGAGGGCUUAUUUUCACCAGUCGAUGCAGUCGCUGUGGUCGGUGUAGCAACAGCAGCAACAACAACCAUCGCCUCCGCUACAAUGGCCACUGCAACAAUGGUGUAUGCAGGCAUAAACGCGACAGUGGAAAGAACCGAAGAUUCACGACUGGUGAUCUCCGGUAUUGCUGUUUUUCCAACACGUACUAGUGGAGUGAGACUGUUCUCACUCAAACGGCCUAUUAAUACUACGCACAUAUGUUGAUAAUAUUAUAAGAACAAGACUUAUAUCAACAUUAAUAGUGACCAUUGUUUUGUGAACCUGCGAUAUUUUGUCAUAGUAUUCAACAUUCAGAUGUUCCCGAAUUCGAAAGGAACGUCCAUACCCGUGACGUGAUGAGGCUGGCCCACGUAACACAUGGCGUAACACAUGACUAUGCGCACUUAAGUGAAAGGACUUCUCGCGAUUGUAAAAUAAUCUCUUGAAUCCUCGGUGUACAGUUCUGUCAUCUGUGGCCAAUGAACAGUAUUUGCUCAAGUGUAAAAUAUAUUGUUGAAGAAUGAUGACAAUAACCUGGUACUUUCUAAUUCGAGGACUGUGUUUCCAGUGCCACAUGUACAGACAAGAUAUUGUGUCAGCAUCAGAUGCCAUUCUUCCCGAUCCUUCCCUCAGACUAUUUCAUGAAACAUGGUUGGUACCGGGAUUUAAUUGUAACAUCUUGAAAGAUGUAAUGAGUUUGCAUGCCUGAUAUGUACUCCACAACGGUCAUGACAUAUCAGCGGCUGUUGUUUAACCCAAAACGUGUUUCCGUUUAUGUUGUCAAAAGCCAACCAUAAUUUUGUUACUGUUCAGCUCAACUGUUUUAAGCCCAUGGAGAGUUUACAGUAUCCUGGCGUCCAGCGUACCGAUCGCCGUCCUGCCAAACACAGGUGUGCUUUGCGCAUGACAGUAACAAGAAAUAUUGAUGAGUUUAAAUAUGUGUGGUUACUUGAGUCUCUAAAGCAUGACCUUAUGGUUUGGUUACCCGGUUGUUUUGGUCAUUAAAGCAUUGCAUAAGGUCAUAGGUGUCUUGACCAGAAUAAGACCUUUGUGAUAUUUGCUUGAACAAUGAUAACCGGGGUUAUUAGUCAAAGAGGAGUCGCACAUCACUUACGUGGCUUAACCUUAAACUGGAGUAAGUCUGAUUUCUUAAUAGCUUCCAGGGCGGAAUUACAUCAGAAUCAAGUAGUACAAAGGUCAUAAGUGCGGGUAUCUGGACAAUAUAUAUACGUGAGUCAGAUGCCUGGAAAUAGCUGAGCAGAUAUCCGAAGCAAUGGAUUUCUCAUGAUUGUCCACAUAUAUUAAAUAUUGAUGUCCAGAAGAAAAUAUAUGAUCCUAUUUAUAUGUUCUUUCACAACAGCAUCAUUACAUUCCUAGAUGUACAUUUAUCAUUUCUGUCUAUUUGUUCAAGCUGGUUUCUUUAUUGAUUUUUAGAUACGUUUUUAAGAAAUACUUUGUUUUAAUUCAUUGUUGACGUUUUUGUAGAUGGUGUUUCGGGUUAGCUUGUUCGAACUAAGGACACUGUUUUCUCUAUGUUUUGGACACAUAACACCAAAUAUUGAAUAUAAUAACAUUGUCUCAAAGUGUUCACAUAUCCUGAUUUGUUAGUAAAUCCUACGUUUCAUUAAAACGCCACCCAUUUGACCUUAGAGACAAAGAUAAGAUGAAGCUAUAUUCUCCAGUUUAUUAACGUUUUCUUUACUUCACGUUUACAAAUGCCUUAUGUCUGUAGAAUUUCGUUAAUCCAUGUCUUACUGUCAUUUCCUCAUUUACCAUAAUUGUUAUGUUACAAAAUCAUUUUGUCUGAUACUAAUACCAAUUCUUGCGUUUCACGAAGACUUGAAAGGUAACGUGAAUUUCAUUUAGCUAUGACUGCAUUAAUUGCCUGUGCUGAAUAGUGGCAUGAACAACGAUAUGCCAAUGAGGCAUAUAUGAUGAAUACAUCCCUCUUGCUGUUAACGGGACAAAUACGACCACUGCGUCUGACAUGGACUAGCUGUAUAUAUAUUUUGAAUACACGAUAGACCAUGAUAGGGGCACGAGUCAUCCCAAAUAAGCCGACUUCCACAAUGUCGGCAUGGCUCUUUCUUAUUGUAUAUCGCUUAUGCAUACUACAGCAAUCUAGUUAAAUCUGUGAUAUGUAUGCACGUUAUGAGCUGAGGCAAUAUGGACGUAGAUACGGUCGAUAACUGUUUAACGAUAUACCGCCCUUUAUAACCUGUAAGUUAAUUUCUACGCCACCAGAAAAAUGUUUAGAUUAUAACAUUGCCGAUAAAUAGCCAAAAUGCAAUCAAAUAAAUAGAUUAAAAGUUUUAAUUAUGAUGUUUAAUUGAAGCAUUUUAGUUAGAACUUUAAUAGUGCUUAGUCAGCACUCAUAGAAUAUUUCUACACGUUUCUAUUUUCAAUAUUUCGAAUUGAUUUAAACUUAUCUUUUAAUUUAUCAAUGUAUUUGCACUUUGGGCAGGAAUAUACAUUAUAAAAAUGGUCGGGGACAUAUGGAUGCAGUGUCAAGUCUUACCUCAAUCUUCACAGAAACAAUACAUUUUGACUAGAUUAUUUUUUACAAACUGUGCAUGAAUGACGGAUGGUUAAAUACACAUAAUCAAAUUUCACAACAAUCUUCCAGUUUAAACAAAAACACAACCAUCGGCAUACAUUCCUUUAUUAAGCACAUAUUAAAGUGUAUUUCAGACACCUCAGGUAAGAUUAUUACCAAAGUCGGUCCCUCAAAUAUUUGGCUCGUCACUAUACAGCUCAAAUAUUACCGAUAUGACGUAAAACUUUAACUCACUCCCACACUCACUCAAAGUUUACUGCCAAACAUGUAGGAUGUGUCAUGCAAAUACAAGCGUCAAACAUGUAUCAACUACAUUUAACAUUAAAUACUCGACAGUUCAGAAGGACACGUAGGAUGUACAUAUGUAUGUUUAUUUCAUUAACUGUUACACUGGUUCGUACCUUUGCUGAGGAUAUGUGUAAUGAGUGGACUGUAAACGUCAUACAUGCAUAGGGAAGCUUUCGAUUUUGCAUCUUGGUGUUACUAAAAUAGGACUAUGUAUCAAUUUGUCCGCGAAAAAACAAUUGCUGGAGCGUGUGUGCUUAAAAUACGUUAUAAUGUCAUGAAGGAGCACAUUGCUCAGGAGUGUUUAGCGCUAAUAAUAUUUAACAUUAUAUUCAACAGCAACAGUACAGAACUUAUUGAUGUAACUAUGAACACCAUUUGAUUUGAUUUCUAAACUGGUGCGCAAAAGGAAAGAAUAAACCCAUAUUGAAUGGUGACGAAAAUGAAACACACGGGAAACGUGAUAGGGAUGUAUUUAAUACAGGUAUCAGAGCUGUAUUGUGGACAGUGUUUCGGCCUAGUAAUCAUCUGAUAGUUUGGUCAGAUCCAAGUGUAUACUUUUAAAUGGAUGCUUUCUUUUUCUUAUUUUAUACUUUCUCAGCGCUUCACCAGAGGCAAAAGUGAUGCUCCCAGCAUCAUAUACAAUAUCCAGGAAACAACCGUUUUAGUUUUAAAAUUAUCUUAUUGAACGUUUAAUUUGGAGACUUUCAAAACGAACAUAGAGAAGCUGCAGAUAAUCCUAAAAUAGGAGCUUGAAAUUAUAUUACUAGAAAAUUGACAAAUUUUAUGGACAACAACUUUUUAUUACGAGUACCGUAAUAACCGUAUUACUUUAUCCUUGUACCGUUGUCGAGCAGGAAUGUAAUAUACAGUGGUUGUUAUCCAUAAAGUUUGUCAAUUUUGUACUUCCCAGCUUCUAAAAUGCCACUCAAAGAAGUUAAAUUACUAGAACCGAUGCAGAUGUAAUAACAGAUGUGAGGCUCUGUAUUUUCACUCUUUUAAAUCAAUUGGCGGUAUGUCUUGAAGCCCUUUGUCAGUUCGGAUACAAUGGUUUACCUUGUAAAUGAAAGCUGUUAACAACUGUUGUCAGUGUACUUGUAGGUGUUGUUGAUUUUGUCCUAGCUCUACGCGUCUUUCCAUAUAUGACCCAGCUGAGUACUCAAAGUGGCGACACUGCCUGCCUACAGGUGAACUGCUUGAGUACGUUAUUUGUUCAUUAUGAAUAAACUAUCGAUUGUU